GCUUUGAACCAAAAGAAAAUUUUGAAAAAUAAAUAAAGAAAGAAAAUAGAAGAGAUAGACCGGAGGGAGGGAUUUGGUGUCAGAUGGAGGGAGUUAGCUACAGCUACAACUACAGGUUGCGGAGAGAGUAGAGUAGAAUUUAGACGAAGACGAAGAACAACUCCACAGCUAUUACUUCCUCCUACCUCUGCCCUAGCAGUCCCUUCUCUGUUUGCUCGACCAAAACCUACGUUUUUACUUGCCUGACGUUCUUCGAAUUCGAGGUCGAAUCUUGUUUGCAUAAGAUUCGGAGGGUUUUCUUUACGGCCUUGCUUCAGAUGUGCCGGCAGGAGUCGCGGGCUCGUAUGUCGGCGGAAGAGGAAGUUGCUGCGGAAGAGAGCCUUUCCAUUUACUGUAAGCCUGUCGAAUUUUACAACAUUAUUCAACGCCGCGCUAUCAGAAAUCCGUCGUUUCUGCAAAGAUGUUUGAGUUACAAGAUAGAGGCGAAGCACAAAAGGAGAAUACAAAUGACUGUUUCCCUUUCAAGGAUCGAGAAUGCUGUACAUACUCCGGAUUUGUUUCCUAUGUACGUUUUUUUGGCAAGAUUAGUUUCCGACGUUGCAACUGCAGAGAACACAGCCGUAUAUCGAUUCAACCGAGCAUGCAUGUUAACCAGUUCCACUGGGGUUGAGGGGAGAAAUCAAGCUCAAGCAAAUUUUGUACUGCCUGAUAUUCAUAAGCUGGCAGUGGAGGCUAGAUCUGGCUCAGUUUCUAUUUUGCUUGUCAGCUUUGCUGGAGUUCAAAAUUCUUUUGGUGGAAUUAAUCUGUCGAAGGGUCCAAUUAAUGUGGCUUCAUUUCCUUCAAAACUCGGGGGAAACUGCCUUUGGGGAAAGAUACAACUGGAGUCACUUUAUUUCUCAUGGGAGAAUUCUCCAAAUUUUAGUUUGGGGCAGAGGGCUGAAAUGAUUUCAACUAUAGAUAUGAACUCUUGCUUUAUGAAGUUGAGCUCUUCAAAUGAGGAAAAAUGCAUCUCUAUUGAAGUUCCAUAUAAUUCAGAAACCGUGGGUACUUCUCAGCAAGUUCAAGUUACUGUUUCAGCAGAGGAAUUGGGUGCUAAAGAAAAAUCUCCUUACAAUUCUUACAUGUCUAAUGACAUUGCUUCUUCAUCUUUGUCUCAUAUUAUUAGUUCGAUCAGGUUGAGAGCAGGAAAUGUCAUCUUCAACUAUAGAUAUUACAACAAUAAGUUGCAAAGGACAGAAGUAACAGAAGAUUUUUCUUGUCCAUUCUGCUUGGUUAAGUGUGCAAGCUUUAAGGGCCUGAGAUAUCACUUGACCUCAUCACAUGACCUCUUCAAUUUUGAGUUUUGGGUCACUGAAGAGUACCAAGCUGUGAAUGUGUCUGUGAAAAUUGAUAAUGGGCGAUCUGAGAUUGUUGCAGAUGGUGUUGACCCUAAGCUAGAAGUAUUCUCCUACUAUUCAAAGCCGCUUAAACGCAAGAGACCAAAGAACCUAAUUCAAAAUGCAAAGCAUGUGCAUCCAUAUGUCAUAGAGCCGGAUUUGCGUGCAGGAGCCUAUGAACUUCUGGACAAGGCAGACGGAGUUUCAGGUGUCUUACCGCAAGCUGAGCCUCCUUGCACCCAGAUAACCUCUGGAAAUAUUCUUGCACCUCCUGCUAUGUUGCAAUUCGCAAGGACUAGAAAGUUAUCUGUCGAACGGUCGGACCCAAGGAAUUGUGCCCUCUUGCGGAAGCGACAGUUCUUUCACUCUCACAGAGCCCAGCCGAUGUCCAUCGAACAAGUGUUAUCAGAUAGGGACAGUGAGGAUGAAGUUGAUGAUGAUGUUGCAGAUUUAGAAGAUCGAAGGAUGCUUGAUGAUUUUGUUGACGUGACCAAAGAUGAGAAGCAAAUGAUGCAUAUGUGGAAUUCGUUCGUCCGGAAGCAACGGGUACUCGCUGAUGGUCAUAUUCCUUGGGCAUGUGAAGCGUUUUCAAAUUUGUAUGGACCCGACCUGGUCAAAAAUCCAUCUCUGAUAUGGUGUUGGAGAAUAUUUAUGAUCAAACUUUGGAAUCAUGCCCUCCUUGACCCACGUACCAUGAACAACUGUAACGUUAUUCUUGAGAGAUGCCAAAAUCAGGCUUGGGAUCCCAAUCCAAAGACUAGAGGAUAAUUUUUUUUCUCCCAACCUUUUUGGCUGUUCUGGGGUUUGAAUCCUGGCCAAGUACAAAGGUAAAAAGGAAACAGUGGACAUUGCCACUGGAUUGUUCCAAGUGGAACGGAGUAGGCAAUCAUUUGUUUUAGUGAAGAAAACACUAUUAGGCAAUGAAGAAAAAUUCGGAGUUACAGAGUUACUAUUUUACAAGUUUCAGUACUUUUGUAAAACAUAUUCCUUUACUUUGUAAAAUGAGUUUUAUUAAAUACUGAGGUCAAUGGUAUGACUAGAGUUCUACUCAAAUGAAAUUCAUUAAUCUAUCUAUGGCUCUUAUUGAA
Molecule: messenger RNA, 2464 nt
Organism: Humulus lupulus (European hop)
Lineage: Eukaryota; Viridiplantae; Streptophyta; Magnoliopsida; Rosales; Cannabaceae
Product: polycomb group protein EMBRYONIC FLOWER 2
Exons: 20
Coding region: 318-2144 (608 amino acids)
Cellular component (GO): nucleus
Molecular function (GO): chromatin DNA binding
Source: RefSeq, a predicted model, not a curated record